This is a messenger RNA of Plasmopara halstedii, 1167 nucleotides long. RefSeq names its product Tetratricopeptide TPR2. Gene Ontology annotation, molecular function: protein binding. NCBI's taxonomy places the organism in Eukaryota, Oomycota, Peronosporomycetes, Peronosporales, Peronosporaceae. The coding region runs from base 1 to 1167 and encodes 388 amino acids. The record is from RefSeq and is a predicted model, not a curated record. The transcript is spliced from 11 exons.
AUGCGACGCAUAUUUGCGCAGAUACUAUUUGCAGCACCUCGUGUGGCGCUUAAUCGAACGUUGUCUAAUGCAGCUCAUAACAGCAGUCUGGAUGGAAUUUACGUGAGUAAAAAGGCACUCAAGACGACUCUAGCGUUGGGUGCGGUGCUUACAGGCGGGCUAUUGUAUUUGGAGCGUGAAAAUGCUGAUCGGAAGAAAGUCAGGCUUUUGCUCGAACGCAGCCGCUUGAGUUUGGAAAAGGGAGAUUUUGAACAAUUUCAAAAGGAGCGCGAGAAGGCUUAUGUUUUUCUUAAGCAAAAGCUUCCGGAGGAUAAAAGCGUAAUUGCUUUAGCUAUGGCAAUUGGAGCAUCUUACGAAAAGACAGACGAAUUUGCAAAAGCAUUACUUUUUUAUAGUGAGGCUCUCGAAAAUGUCAAGCUUGAAAAGCGCAUUCUGCAAUGUGAGAACCUUCGUAUCUUGCUACUCGAUCGACUUGGACAAUGUUGCAAAAAUAUCGGUAACACAGAUUCAGCGGAGAAGCAUUUCGAAAAUGCCGUUAAAGUGUAUGAGCAAUUAAAGGCUGAACUCUCGCUUGCAUCCGAAUCCGAAUACGACACAAGCGCGCUCGCAAAGCUUGACAAAAGCAUUUUAAACGUAUUACUGCAUUAUGUUGUGCUUCUGCUACGUGGACAGGUGGCAAAAAUUGAUUGUCAAGUCGAAGAUCACAUCGCACUCGAGAAGAUUCGGAUGGAACAAAUCGAUCGAAGACAAUCAAUACUUAGUUGGUUUAGUAUGUGGUGUGAAGAGUUUUCACAUAGGCCUUGCGACUUGUUAAGGCCUAGCAUUUCAGUGAGAAGUUACGUCAAAAUAUGCAUUUUGGAUCAAGCUACAACAAGGGGCUUUGAUAAUUUGUGCGUCGCAAGCAUAGUCCGCGGGGCAAGGGCUUGUGAAGCUCAUGCGCUCGUUCGUGACUGGAUGUGUGAACGACAGCUUCUCAGCAUAUACUGCAUAUGUAGUCGAAGCUGGUGGGUUUUACCAGUGACUGGCUUCAGCUUCACAAUUGUAAACUUUUGCUCGUCUUCGUUGUUAAAUCCACUGGCCUCAACUGCUCUCGACUGCACAAAAUAUUCUGUGACAGACCAAAGGGAACUUGAUGGGUUAACUUUGCGAUUCCUUAUAACGUGUUGA